AAACCCAACUCUCAGAACAAGGGAAGGUCUGAUCUCUUUAUUCAACCUACGGGAAAAGAAAGGGAAGAAAAAGCAUUACAGCUAAAAGAGAAGAUUUAUGAGGAAUCAAAGAUGAACUUGGAGCAGGAGAGGCCUUUUGUCUGCAGUGCCCCAGGCUGCUCACAGCGUUUUCCAACAGAGGAUCAUCUGAUGAUUCACAGGCACAAACACGAAAUGACUUUGAAGUUUCCUUCAAUAAAAACAGAUAAUAUGUUAUCAGACCAGACUCCUACACCAACCCGAUUCCUGAAGAACUGUGAGGAAGUGGGCCUCUUCAAUGAUAUUGACUGUUCCUUAGAACACGAGUUUAGAAAGGCACAAGAAGAAGAGAACAAUAAAAGGAAUAUCUCAAUGCAUAACACAGUUGGAGGAGCAAUGGCAGGACCUGGAACCCACCAGCUCACAAAUACUAGGAUGCCAAACCACGACACCAGCGUUGUGAUUCAACAAGCCAUGCCAUCUCCACAGUCCAGCUCGGUCAUAACACAAGCACCUUCCACAAACCGUCAGAUUGGGCCUGUUCCAGGUUCUCUGUCUUCACUACUACACUUACAUAACCGACAAAGACAGCCCAUGCCUGCUUCAAUGCCUGGCACCCUGCCCAAUCCUACUAUGCCUGGAUCUUCUGCAGUUUUAAUGCCAAUGGAGCGACAAAUGUCAAUGAACUCCAAUAUCAUGGGGAUGCAAGGCCCAAAUCUCAAUAACCCAUGUGCGUCACCCCAAGUCCCUCCAAUGCAUUCAGAAGCCAAAAUGAGGUUGAAGGCAGCAUUGACUCAUCAUCCUGCAGCCAUGUCAAAUGGAAAUAUGAACACCAUGGGCCAUAUGAUGGAAAUGAUGAGCUCACGACAGGACCAGACGCCACAUCAUCAUAUGCACUCACAUCCACAUCAGCACCAGACGUUGCCCCCUCAUCACCCAUACCCACAUCAGCACCAGCAUCCAGCACACCAUCCUCAUCCUCAACCCCAUCACCAGCAGAACCAUCCACACCAUCACUCCCACUCGCACCUUCACUCACACCCGGCGCAUCACCAGACCUCUCCGCACCCGCCCCUGCACUCAGGUGGACAAGCACAGGUUUCACCAGCGGCACAGCAGAUGCAGCCCACUCAGACAAUACAGCCGCCUCAGCCCACUGGGGGUCGCCGGAGGAGAGUAGUGGAUGAAGAUCCAGACGAGAGGCGGCGGAAAUUUCUGGAAAGAAAUCGAGCUGCUGCCACACGUUGCAGACAGAAGAGGAAGGUCUGGGUGAUGUCACUGGAAAAGAAAGCAGAAGAACUCACCCAGACAAACAUGCAGCUUCAGAAUGAGGUUUCCAUGUUGAAAAAUGAGGUAGCACAGCUGAAACAGUUAUUGUUAACACAUAAAGACUGUCCAAUCACAGCCAUGCAGAAAGAGUCACAAGGAUAUCUAAGUCCUGAGAGUAGUCCUCCUGCAAGCCCCGUCCCAGCUUGCUCACAACAGCAAGUCAUCCAGCAUAAUACCAUUACAACUUCCUCUUCCGUCAGCGAUGUCGUAGGAAGCUCCACCCUCAGUCAGCUUGCCAGUCAUAGAACAGACAUGAACCCAAUUCUUUAAAACGGAUUGGUCAGGAACUGCUAUGGGAGAGUGGUAGCAUAAUCAAAUGUCCUUUGUGUUAAGGACAUUUUCAACACUAACUCAGCCCUGGAAGACUCCACAAUCCUUGGAAGACUCUGGCUUUCAUUUUUAUCAUUAUUAAACUAUGCUUUUUAUACUUAGUUACAAAAAGGGAGUUAUGCAAUUACUAUACUAUCCGCUUGGGAAAUGCUUUGGUGCUUUCUCCAAUUUUUUGGUACCAGUUACUUGUUUAUAAACUGAGAUGCUUCUGUACAUAGUUGCGUUUCCUUCUUACCAGUCUAGCCCGAGGCCUCAGAAGCAUGUUUUGUUAAACAGCAGCUUGUUAGCCAAAGUCAUACAUAGGUAACUGGGAAGAAUUAGGAUACGUAGGCAUUCAGGGAGUCUCGUGAUAACACAUGAAAAAGUGAGUUAGCUUUGCAAUAUCAUCAGAAUCCCGCAAUGUAUUCAGAGCCUCUUUCAGAGAAAAGAAUGGUUACAUAAUAUAUGGAUAUAUGAACAAAAUCAAACCCAAAUCAUAUGCUCUCUUGUCUUGCUUUCCUUUCACUUCCCUAUUGUCCCUCUUCUACUUAAACUCUCUUUUGUCCUUCGUUUAUCCUUGCAUCUUCACUCUAUAAACUCUGAGGCCCUUUCUCCUUCAAGCUUCUUUCUGUCUUCGCAUUCCAAGUCCCUCUUCUCCCUACCGCCUUUUUUCUUCUGAGAACGCUAAUGAAGAAGAAACAACUUCAGACCCACCCUCCAAUCCCCUCCCUCUGCCUGAAAAAAAAAAACCUUGUUGGCAUGGUCACUGCUUUCAAUAGCCCUUCACCCACAGCUGGGCUGCACUGAACUUUUGCAUUAAAAAAAAAAAAAGAAAUAGGAGUUUAAAGCUCCUGAUUUAGUGUUUUUAAUAAACAGUGAAUGUAGUUUAGCCGCAGGUGAUGCACGAUUGAAAGUCUGCUGUGCUGCUAUGAGGGGGGAAGGAGCCUUGUAAGCUUCUGUUAUAAAUGUCCCUGGCAGAGUACAAGGAUAGCAAAUCACACCUGUUUAUUACAACGGUUUUUUACGCUGCCAAUUGUUGAUGUAGAAAAGCCAUGUAGUACAUAAUAAUUCUGAAACAUUCUAUUCACUAAACCAGUGACAUUGUUCUAUCAUCAACUGCUAAUAGCCUAACCUUUAUGUCUUAUUUCUAGCCCAUUAAAUCAGUUUGACCGGUGAGGAAUAGUUUAUUGUUAACUACCACAAGAAAAGACCAGUUCUUCACAACUGUUCUUUUAAACAUUUGUGGGCUAGAUCCUUCGCUGGAGUAGAUAAGUGUAACUCCAUUCACUUAAAGCAGGGAUGGAGAACCCAUUUUGGACUGGGGGCCACUGACCCACAGAAAAAUCAGUCAGGGGCUGCACACAAGAGAGAAAUAAAAGAUAAAAAACAAUACACCUUCACUGACAUUGUCCCUGUUCCACCAGAGCUUACAGGCAGCCAGCCUAGGAGAUUUUAUGUGCUCCAGCCCCACAGGAGGACAGCCGGGGGAGGAAGAGGGCUGGAGCACCUGUGCAGGCUCCCCAAUGCUGGGGGGGAAGCCCAGAGCCAUGGGGCCGGAUCCAGGCAAGCCCGAGACUGCAUCCAGCCCCUAGGCCUUUGGUUCCCCACCCCUGACUUAAAGGAUCACUCCCAGUAUGACAUUAAAAAGCUCGUUUUAGCUGCUGUAUGUUACAAGAAUGAUGUAAAAUCUGCUAGAUGCAGUGGAUGAAAUUUACUCUGUGCAGAAGGUCAACAAAAGGCCUAGGCAUGCCUUAUAGACUAAUUAAGGCCUAUUUUGAAUGCAUAGGCCUUGCAGGUCUUGUACUGGCACUCUGCACAGAGGUGACUUUCAGCCUGAGAUGGUACCGGUCACAUAUGGGAAAUCAAGUACUAAGAGCACAGUAAAGAACAGUGCAUUUGUUAUAUUAUUUUUCAGUAUGUUUGGACCCUGAUUCCACUCCCACUGAAAUCAGUAGCAAACAUCCCAUUGACUUCAGAGGGAGCAAAACCAGGAUCUUAUUCUGUUGUGACAAAUGUUUGGAAGUGCAUUUAAAAAAACCCACAUAUGUUAAUUAACCUCCUAACAGAUACUCUGCUGCUAAACUCUUCAUUCCCAAAUUGAGUUGUUUUCCUCAAAGGUUGUUUCAUUGUUUUCAGAGGAAUAAUACAUUUUAAAGAGCGGCUUUUAUUUAAAAAAACAAACAAAGGAAGACUUCCCCCCUCCCCCCCAUGAAGCAUUGUAGUAUGUAGAGCCCAUUUUGGAAGGGAAAGUGAUUUCUAAGAAUCAUGAACCAUGAUUCUUUUUAUUUUGGUAACUCAGUUUAAGUUUUACCAGUAUUCUUUAACAGAUCUCUUUCCAUUUAUGCAAAUAUUUUUGGAAGAAGAAUUUUGAGUGUACAAUAUAGAAAUCAUGACUUGAUUAUAUAGCUUGAGAACCAAAACAACAAAACAAAUAUAAAGGACUUUCUAUUAUAUUUUAGACAAACAUAUACUUUUAAAAUGUUUAAAUACUGAAUCUAUAAUUCAUUUCAAAAUCUCAUUGUAAUAACGGAAUGGUUUUGCUCCCUCGUAGCUACCAAGGAAACUUUGUUCACAUACACAGCUCUAAGCAUAAAGUUCCAGUUGAAGCUUCUUUAUAAAAAAUAAAAAAGGAGGUAUUAUCUUCCCAAAUUUCAUGGCUCACCAUCAAUCCCUGCCAUCUCCCCUCCCCGACCAGCAAAAUGCCAUCAUAGUGUUAAUUUAGUUUAAACUUUUUUUUGCAUGGAUAGCACUUAAAUACAUUAUAAAAGAACUGUGGAUAAUAUUAGAAAAACAAAUGAGCUACACUGCACUAGAAUUAAGAUUUGGUUUUACUUUUGUUUGGACUCAGUUGAAAUAUUUAGCUGUUAAACUGAAAGCCUCUACAGUAAAAAACAAAAAACAAAAAAACAAAAAAAACAAAAAACAACUUGCCUGAGUUUUGUUAAAUCCAGCAACUUGACAGUUUGACUGAUGUGUAUUAUAUAUAGCUCAAUUAUGUCUUUUUUAAUGCUAAAUAGGCAAGCCAGCCACGCAUUUGCCUAAAUGUGUAAUUAUAAUGAACUGUCUCCUCUCUAUGCUAUUGGCCUAUAUAGGUAUAAUUGUUAUUAGUGAUAUGGAAAUAAGUAAAGGUUGAAAGCUAUUUGCUACUGCUUCUUGUAAUGCUACGUGCAAGGUUCACAAGCCAAAACAACAUGCAACAUAUUGAUAUCAGGUAUUUCAGUAGAAGGACCAACCAUCUGACGCACAUUUCACUGCUCAACAGAUAAACUUCCAUCAUGUUUACAAUAUACUUGCUUUUGGGGGGACUGACCCUGCAGCCUUUAUUUAGGCAAGUGGUCUUUAAACCCUCUCUCUGAAGACUGUGACAUGUAAGGGCUGGAGGAAGAGGGCCUAUGUCAACAUCUGUGUAGGAGGAGCAGCUUGUUUUUAAGCUCUGAUAUUCUAAAUGAAUUUUCUGUGCUGUUUCAUUCAAGGAUAAAUUCUAUUUUUCUGUGGGCUACUACUGGAGACCGAUAUGUGUUACACCUGCCUCUCUUCAGCCUGUUGAAGCUGUCAUCAGUCACUGCCAGUGAGCUAUCAGAGUAACUCCCCAGCCUUAUUUCAUGGGAGUUAACAGUACAGAUGGAUGAUCCUGACCACGUUUCUCACUCAAAAUGAAGCAUCCGUAUAUUAAACUGUCCCUCACUGUGCAACUCUGAAAGAAAGUAUGUUGGAAAUCCUAGCCAUGGAUAAAUGCAAUACUUUCCCAAAAGUGCUGUGUUGUGAUUCAAACAUUUUGUCCCCUUGAGUCAAUUUAUGCAAGCCAUAUUCAUAACACUGCCUGUGGGAGGCAAGUAGUUUGUGUGCUAUCAUGUUGUGUUUUAGAAGGACAAUAAGGAUAAUGUAGAGAAUUUCAUGCUGUUUGGAGUUAAUUCAUGCAGUAUAACUAAAUGUGUGCAGUCCAUGUUCUGAAUAGUGGAAAGUCAGCGGUUCAACUUCAGGCUGUUAUUUGCCUCAAUAUAUUUGAAUUUUAGCAUGUUAAUUGAUCUUGUCCUGUUAACUAACAAAACCAGCUGUAACUGUUGUGAAAAAAACCUGUCUUUUGGGGGAUUUGUAUUUUUUUAAGCAACAAUAUUAAGUGUUAAAACAGCCUUUUAGUUAGCAUAGAGUGUGCUUUUUAGCAGCUAACACCACAAUUUUUUUAAAAAAAUUAUAUAGUGAAUUUAUGAAAAUUCAUGAGGACCAAAGCAAAAUUUAAACAGGAAUCUAUUAAUGUAGUAUUCACAUAGAAUUUUAUAAAGUAUUUAUUAAUAAAUGUUAUUUUAACACAUUCCAUUUGAACAGUAUUCUUGUAUAGAAUCUGUUUUUUUUAAAGUUACAAUAUUAGUUUUGCAAUAAACUACUCUAGUUGUAUGUGUAUCUUAAUCUUUUAGGGUCUCAAGCAGACGUCAUCCAUCUAAGAUGGAAAGGUUUGCUGGGGUCUAUUGUACAGAAAUUCCUACGAUUGUUUUCUUUAAAGCAGCAUCUGCUUUUUGUAACAACAAAAGUUAUGAAUUUACAGUUGUUUCCUUUUUUUUUUUUAAAUGUGUUCUCUCAUUUUAGAAAGCACAGGUAAGCUAAAGGGAAAUAAUACAUAAAACUGGAAACCCUGUCUUUACUAGGCUGAUUAUAUAUAUAUAUAUAUAAUCACCAAUGGAGACCUAACACCAUUCUUGCUUCUUUUCUACUAUUACAUAGUGAGUUGCACUAUACUGCCUUACCAUUACUGCCCCUUCUAUCUUUUACUAAGCAGUGUUGAGUAGCUUUAGACCAUUGAAGCUCCACUAUAUAUCAAAUAAAAUUAGUAGAGGGGGAAGAAAAAAUAAUUUUAAUGUGUAUAAAUGAGAACAAAACAGUGCCUAUAAAACAAAACCAGUUCCAACUAAUUAAUACCUUAUUUCUACAUUUCAGUAAUUUAUAUUAUUUUACAAUUGCACUUUAGCUCUCGCUCUCUCUUUCUUGCUCUCCCUUUUGGGGUCAUUUAACUGUUUGCAUCAGAUACAUUUACACACUUUCCCUGGUGGCAUAUCUACCGUUUGUCUGUCACAUCCGCCCAAAUGGAGGACAACUAAGAGAAGCUGAGUGCAGCCAAUCUGCAACAUGACUUAGACUUUAAACCUUUGCUGUGAUGGCAUAUAAAUGUUUUAUUAUGCAAAGUAUGUGAGGCAGCAUCUAAGGUAUAUUUACUUAGUCUAUCUCAUCCUGAGAACCAAAGUGUCCUGUACACUGUAGGGCAGGAGACUGGCUCUUUGUGCAUUAUAAUGCCUUUUUUAUUAUUUCCAGCCUAUGGUAGUAUCUAUUGAGCUGCAGUGAUAACAAUGGCCAUACAAUGUGCUUGAAUUAAAAGUCCAUAAAAUAUGUUGCCUUGUAACUUAAUAGGGGACAGCACCUUUGGAAAAAAUAAAGACUGAAACCUAAGGACAAACAAAAGAAUAAAAUCUGCCACAGAAAAAAGACUCAUUCAUCUGCAUUUAUCACCAAAGAUGAUAAAGUGUAUGUUAACGUGCAACCGCUUCUUACUGCUUGUGGUUAUCUGGCUUUUAUCAUUGGCUUUGUGCUUGGAGCUAAAUUGCUUCCCAGAGCUUGUUUUCUUUUCUGUGAGUCUUCCAUACCUUUCAAAACUACUUUUCUGAAAUCUUUAAAGAUAACGUAAGCUGAAAUGUCAGUGUGGGUUAAAAGAUUAAUUCACAACAUGGGAAGUCUGAUCCCUUUCCAAGGUUUUCCUUGGCUAAGAAUCAAUAAUUAUGAUCAGUUAUUUUUAGACCAGUGUAUAAUAUCUAGUAUACAGGAUCUGUAAGGCCCUGUGUUAAUACAACUUAAACAUUGCUUAUGUAAAGUUUCAGGAGGCAGGACUAUUUCAAAAACCUUUGUAUUAUUUUAUAAUGUAAUGGCCUUUUGUCACAUCCCUAGACAAAAGAUUAGACUCUGAGACCGCUUCACAAAAUUGUAGCUUCCCAGUGAUAACAAGAAAAAAUAACAAGAGGGGAAAACCAGUGUUGCUAGCAAAGGGGAAUUCGGAGGGGAAAUGGAUUUUCCAUCCCUCUCUCCCUAGAGGCUGCUAAAGGAUCCCUGGCAGGGACAACUUUUACCAUGGCUCAGAAAGAUACUCUGAAAGCCAGAUCAUUUCUGCACCCAGGCUUUUAUCUGCAGCUCUUCCUCAGGCAAACUCAGUGAUGAUGGUUGCCUGAAUAAUGACUUCAGGAUUGGGACCCCAGUAUUUCCCAAUCCAUAUUUAUGGGCUUUCUCCUCUCCUCCCAUAUAUUGCUCAAUGUAAACACUGAUCAGUUGCUUCUUUUAAAUAUAGUUACUAUAUAGGAACACUGAUUUUUUUAAAAAACUUUUAGCACUGCUUGGAGUAAGCCUAAACUAUGGAAGUCUAUAUAUUAAAAAAAAAAAAAAAAAAAAAAAAGGUGCUGUCACUUUAAGUUUUGGGUUUGAGGUUGUCUGUAUUGUACUAAAGGUUUUGUGUAUGUCUGUCUGUUUUAUUCUGUAAAGUAACCACCUUCCUCGCUGGAAGGAGAGAAUUUUUUUUUUUUUGGUACAUAAAUGUAAAUACGUUCUGCGGCAUUUAAUAUGUUUAAUUUUAUGUUAUGCUUUUUGUUUUGUCCAGAACUCAUUUAUUGUUACAAAUGGACAAUGCGUUCAUUGAGAUUGUUCACCUAGUUCAGAUUUUUACAUCUCUUUCUAGCUAGAAGAGACAAGAUUUUGUGCAUUUGUACAAAUGUUAAUAAUAUCACUGCAAUUCCAAUAUAAUAAAGCACUCAAAUGCAAGUACUGCCUCUCUCUAGUUUUG
Pelodiscus sinensis (Chinese soft-shelled turtle) is the source of this 8467-nucleotide messenger RNA. NCBI's taxonomy places the organism in Eukaryota, Metazoa, Chordata, Testudines, Trionychidae. The record is from RefSeq and is a predicted model, not a curated record.